UGACCAGGAAGAGUUUCUUUCAACCUGUGGGUCUUGCUCCAGCGUGGAAGGGGUGGGGGCCUUUCCUUUCUCCCUCCAUGCUCCCUCCUCCCUUCGUGUUGUACGUGACGACGCGAGGGGAGCGUCGUGGCGGCGGACCCGGCGUACGUCCCGCGUCAUAUCUUCCAACUCAACCGCCGCUUCCUGGCCGGCCCAGGCAGCCGCCUCAGGCCCCGCUCCUCUCUGAACCGUUACCCAAAGACUGUCAUCAUCCACCGGUAAAAAAAAAAAAAUGCAGACAGGGCUCCUCCGCUCGGUCUGCUGCCGUGAUGAGUGAAUGAAGAGGCCGAAACCCGCAGAUCCUCAGCAGAAGUCCCGGGACUCGCUGGUAGCAGUGUCGGGGUCGGAGCGGGGGGCAGCCUGAGGCGUUGCAGCCGUGGUGAUGGUGUUGGACUCAGGUGAAGUCUUCAUGGAUCAGGUUGAGGGUGAAAGCGUCAGGAGGAGCAGGGACCUGUUGGGGCCAGAUGUCCGAGCAGAUCCACCAAAAACCACUAGCAGCUCUGCUGCGACAGCCAGACCGUCGGCCAAGAGAAGCAAUGUGGCCAAGAAGGAGAAGGUGUCCCACAACGGACUUCCAGCCCAGACGAACAGCAGCCAGGUAGAGAGGAGGUCGUCAUCAUUAAAAGGUGGGGCCACCCCCAGACCACCGCUCCGCCGCCCCCUCAGCUUGGAGAUGACGCCCCAGCGCCUGCGAGGGUCUCAGGAGCAGAUGGUGGACAGGCGGAUCGUGCAGCCUCCUUGGCGUAGCGGUUCUGCUGCCCCAUCACCCCCAGCUCGUAGCCUCACCAGCCCCAGCCUUGGGGCAGGAGGCUGGAUGCGCCGCAGUGAAAGCACCUGCUCAGUCAACUACUCCCUGGGGCUACGGGGGGGCAAGGGGCAAAUGCGACCUGCUACCUCCCUGCCACACAUAGCUAAAGGGGUUGGUAGCACGACGCUGCCUACGCCUUCCAGGCCCUGUCUGCUGGUCGCCCUCAGACCUCUUAACCUGGAGCAGGAGAAGGAGGCUUUCUUCCAGUCCGACUACAAGUACGAGCCUCAGUUUGAGUACGCCCAGCCUGAGCCGAGGAGUGUGCUGGAGAAGUACAGGGAGGGCUCAGGCCUCUUCCUCGAACAGGCGGUUGGAAUCAUGGAGUGCGUGCUGAGGAAGUUUAGCUCCUAUGAGAACUUUGAGGAGGUGACGGGGGGCAGCGUGCUCCCUAAGAGUCAGGUCUGGGCUGCUGUACGCAAAUACCUGCAGAAAGAAGGCUGUGUGGGAGAGGUUGUGGUGCGUCUGUCUGACGAGCUGCUGUCUCAGGCGGUGAUGGUGGUGGAGAGCUGUCGUCCCACUCUGACCAUUAACCUGGCCGGGGCUCGGCAGCACUGGCUGGAGGGGAUGCUGAGACACGAGAUAGGCACACAUUACCUGCGAGGCGUCAACAACAACCUGCAGCCGUGGGCCACCACAGAAGGCAGGAAGCAGUUCGGCCUUAAACCGGCCAAUCCCACGGAGGAAGGCCUAGCCAGCCUGCACAGCGUGUUGCUACGGAAACAGCCCUACCUGUGGCGCGCGGCUCUGCUCUACUACACAGUGUACCACGCCACCAGCAUGAGCUUCAGCCAGCUCUUCAGUCACAUCGCACGCUUCGUCCAGGACCCAGACGUCCGCUGGGAGUACUGUCUGAGAGCCAAGAGGGGACAGACGGACACCUCGCAGCCCGGUUGCUUCAGUAAAGAUCAGGUUUAUCUGGACGGGAUCCUGAGGAUUCUUCGCCAUCGACGCUCUAUCGACUUCAAGAUGUUGACUUCUUUAGGCAAGGUGUCUUACGAAGACGUGGAGAGGCUGCGACAUCUGGCGGUGUUCCCCAGGACUAGAAUCCCGCACUUCAUGCGCGACCCGGAGCGGUACCUGCAACAUCUGGAUCACAUCGUCGCCGUCAACGAGCUGGACGACUUGGCGCUGCAGCAUCUGCUGCCCUGACCGCUCCCCCCGUGCCAUCUGGAGCCCAGAAGAAGAAGAAGAAGAAGAAGUGGAGGAUGCUGGUACAUGGGACUGUAUCAUGUGGUGCCCAAAAUCUCACGUCAAAUAUCCAGUAUUACUGAUGCUUUAUUUGAGCAAUUGUUUUUGUAAAACUUGAACAAAAAGGGACAAACACACUAACACCUCUAUCUACAUUAUCACCUUUGUCCAAUGCAUGUCUAUGUGGCUUUUUCACAGAGCCUAGUACAGUUCAAGUGCCCCCCCCCCUCCCCCCUUUGCCUUUACUCCCAUUAUGAAGUUACCUCAAUACUGCAACUCUACGCUAUAACCAACAUUAUAUAUGUAGACUCAUACAUAAUCACUGCACCCGACGCCUGUACAGGGCACUGCUAACACGUCGUGUACAGCUUUCAACAUUCAUAAUCACACGCUUUAUUUAUGCAAGUAUUUAAGUUUUUUACUUUGAGAGAACAGACUGAAUGUCUCUGGUAUUAGCUUUAUACCUUUUUUUUUUUUUUA
This is a messenger RNA of Seriola dumerili (greater amberjack), 2515 nucleotides long. Its product is annotated as KIAA0895 like. NCBI's taxonomy places the organism in Eukaryota, Metazoa, Chordata, Actinopteri, Carangiformes, Carangidae. The transcript is spliced from 7 exons. The coding region runs from base 422 to 1996 and encodes 524 amino acids. The record is from RefSeq and is a predicted model, not a curated record.